AUGACGAUGUGGUUGUGGUGGGUGGUGGCGGGCGCGCUGCUGGCGCGGGGCGGCGCGCUGCAGCCGCGCUGCCAGGAGAUCACCAUCCCCAUGUGUCAAGGCAUCGGGUACAACCUCACCUCCUUCCCCAACGCACUCGACCACGACACACAGGAGGAGGCUGGCCUUGAGGUUCACCAAUACUGGCCGCUCGUCGAGAUCAAAUGUUCCGUAGACCUGAAGUUCUUCUUAUGUUCUGUAUACACGCCUAUCUGCAUCGAAGACUAUGCGAAGCCCCUGCCAGCCUGUCGCAGCGUGUGUGAGCGGGCGCGGGAUGGGUGCGCGCCACUGAUGAUGAAGUACGGGUUCAAGUGGCCCGACCGCAUGGCGUGCGAGCGCCUGCCGCGCGCCGGGGACCCCGACCAGCUGUGCAUGGAGGAGACGGAGCGCGCGCGCGAGCCGCCGCCGCCGCCGCCGGGCCGGCGCCCGCAGCGCCCCGCCUGCACGGACCCAAAAAACUGCGCAAGCGCUGCGGGCGCCGACGCGGGCCCCACGUGCGCAUGCGCGUGCAGGGCGCCGCUGGUGGGCGUGCGCGCCCUGCACAACGGAAGCGCGGCCGCAGGCGUGGCGGCGUGCGCGCUGCCGUGUCGCGGCGCGUUCUUCACGCGCGAGGAGAAGGAGUUCGCGGCCGUGUGGGUCGCCAUGUGGGCCGGCCUCUGCGCCGCCAGCACUCUCAUGACCCUCACCACCUUCCUCAUCGACUCGCAGCGCUUUAAGUACCCCGAGCGGCCCAUCGUGUACCUGUCGGCCUGCUACUUCAUGGUGUCGCUGGGCUACCUGGCGCGGCUGGCGCUGGGCCACGACGAGGUGGUGUGCGAGGGCGCACUACUCCGCACUUCUGCCAACGGUCCGGGAGCCUGCACUCUGGUCUUUGUACUCGUGUACUUCUUCGGUAUGGCAUCAUCGAUAUGGUGGGUGGUUUUAUCCUUCGCGUGGUUCCUCGCAGCGGGACUGAAGUGGGGCAACGAAGCUAUCGCAGGACACGCACAAUACUACCAUCUGGCCGCAUGGCUCAUACCUGCUGCUAAAACUGUGGCGGUGUUACUGGCUGGCGCCGUCGACGGCGACCCCGUGGCUGGUAUCUGCUACGUCGGCAACUCAUCACCGGAGAACCUGAAACGAUAUGUGCUUGCACCGCUGAUCGUGUACUUCGCACUCGGUGCCACGUUCCUGUUGGCCGGCUUCGUGUCGUUAUUCCGUAUUCGAUCCGUGAUUAAGCGACAAGGCGGAGUUGGCGCUGGCUCGAAGGCCGAUAAGCUAGAGAAGUUGAUGAUUCGGAUCGGCGUGUUCAGCGUGCUGUACGCGGUGCCGGCGGGCGUCGUGAUCGGCUGCCUGGCGUACGAGGCGGGCGGCCACGAGCAGUGGCUGCGCCGCGUCGCCUGCGGGCCCGGCUGCGGCUCGCGCCCGCUCUACUCCGCGCUCAUGCUCAAGUACUUCAUGGCGCUGGCCGUGGGCAUCACGUCGGGCGUGUGGAUCUGGUCGGGCAAGACGCUGGAGUCCUGGCGCCGCGCGCGCCCUGUUCAAGGACGUGUGACGCGCGCCCGCGGCGCCCGCCGCCGCCGCGCUAGUGCCGGGCGCCGCCCCGCUGGCGCCCGAGCUGCCCCCUCCGGCGCCACUGGUGCCCACCGUGGCGCCCUCUGCGCGCUCGGGACAACCGCUCUCCGACUACGGCCCUGUCUAGUCAGUUCGGCUUCUUACUUCGAGAUGUAG
Spodoptera littoralis (African cotton leafworm) is the source of this 1749-nucleotide messenger RNA. NCBI's taxonomy places the organism in Eukaryota, Metazoa, Arthropoda, Insecta, Lepidoptera, Noctuidae. The record is from the annotation of a GenBank genome assembly.